Messenger RNA from Mesorhabditis spiculigera, 2154 nucleotides. Lineage: Eukaryota; Metazoa; Nematoda; Chromadorea; Rhabditida; Rhabditidae. The record is from the annotation of a GenBank genome assembly.
AUGCCGGGUGCCAGUGAGGAAGCCAAAUUUGAUUUCCUGAAGGUUGUUGGUAAUCGAGGCCCGGGCAAGCGUAUGAUCAAGCCAUCGUCGGCCGUGCUCUCAGGCGACCUUGGAGCUAUCGUCGAUGAUGAAGAGGAGGAUCAGGACUUCAAAAAUGACGGACACUCGGGCUCGGGUUCGGACGACUCGUGUUCUUCUGGCACUGACGAUCCCGAGGAGUCGGACGAUAAUGAUGUGUCUGAUCUGCAGGGCGAUUCGGAACUUGUCAAUGGAAAUGUCCUGAAUGGCUCAGCCGUCUUUGCUUCGAAGCCACCAAUCUGCUCCGUUUGCCUGAAUCUGUGGCGCCCCGCUGCUAAAGACGAGGUCAUGCUGUGCGAUAGGUGUGGAGUGGCCGUUCACGAAGUGUGCUAUGGAUCCGAGAUUGUGGAUGACACUGACUCCACCCACAGCGCGGCUACCACCGAGCCUUGGUUCUGCGAGCCAUGCCUCUACGGAAAGGUCGAGGCUCCAUAUUGCGAGCUCUGCCCGAGCCGCUACGGCGCCUUCAAAAGGACCGAUAUUGGUGGACAAUGGGUUCAUUCGCUCUGCUCUAUGUACACUCCUGGAUGCACGUAUGGUGACCCUGAUUUGCUGACUCCGAUCAGCUACAUGGAGAUCGAUUUUUCCAAAAAUUUUGGAAAGAAGGUAUGUAGCGGCUGCCCGUCGCGUCUGGAGGCUCGUGUUGGCAUCUCGCGGCAAUGUGAUGCUGGCUGGUGCAAGCAAUACUUUCAUCCGACUUGCGCACAAAGGCUGGGUCUCCUGGUGUACAACGAUGGACAGGCCGCUGAAGACACUGCCGAAGAUAUAUUCUUGGUACAUUGCAAGCAGCAUUCCCAAGAAGAGGCUGUCAAAAGGAAGCGCUUGGCCCACAAAGAGUUUAUUCAGUACGAGGAAAAGAGGCGUCUCGGUCUUCGCCGCAAGAAACUCGACGAGCGUCAGGAGCGGUUUCGCAAACGCAACCUGGAUCGACUUGAAAAGUUGCACAAGUCGCUCAUCGGUUCUUCGAUCACCUGGCCGGGUGACGCUUUUGAUGAGCGCGAGAACAAGCAGAAGCAGAUUCGCCCGUUGCAGACAUCUAUGAGGGUGGUUGAGGGUUUUGCUGCAAAGGCCGAGAAGUUUUUCGACAUGACCAGGGAGGAAUUCGAGAACGAAUGCUUCAAGAUACCCGGCGAAGAAGAGCCUUUUUUGCCGCCCGGAUUCAGCGAUGAGUUCAUCGGAUACUGUAAUCAUCGCGAAGCCCGCCUGUUCGUUGAAGAAAAGAAGCGCAGCGAGGAGCUGAAGGAAGCCAAUCUACAACUCCGUGAGGAACUGAAGAAACUGGAGGCUGAAGCACAACUGGCUACUGAGGCGGAGAAGCGCUUGGACAGUGAUCUCAAGAACUGCCAGGAGCUUUACAAUACCCUUGCAAACUUUGGAAUCGACGUGGGUAAAAAUCCUUUUGAGGAUUUGCUCAAACAGAGGUCCGAAGCUAAGAAAGCAAGCCCAAAGAAGAAGUCUCAGUCUGCAGCUUCGGGCUCGGCUCCCACUUCACCGGUCUUUCCAAAGAAGGCUGUGUUGCACGAGUGCAGCAAGUGCCACAAGAAAACCGAUCAGCAUUCGAUGAUUGAUUGCGACGCCUGCCGUCUCUUCACCCACAUUGGCUGUCUCAAUCCGCCUCUCGAGAAGAAGCCCAAGAAGUCGCGGUUUGCAACCUGGGAAUGCAGCGAUUGCCAUGCUGACGAAGACUCCGGCGAGGAAGGUGUUGAAAACAAUGACGACAACGAGCAGAGCUCCGACCAGAUGAAAAAGCUUCGUCAGCGUUCGGAUACUGCAGUCGCCGACAGGAAGCAAAAAGAAGCCGAUCAGCUGCGGCAAUACUGCAGGGCGAUGGCCAACGCGAAGAAGCCCACCAAAAAGACUGACGUCAAGGACCUCAAAACUGCUUCUGUCACCCCAAAGCGCUCAUCCGUGGCCUCUUCAAGCGGUGAGCAUUCGACCAUUCUGGCUUCUAGCAUCAAAUCGACACCUGGUUCGCCUUCUCCGAAAAAGAGAAAGAGGAGUGCCGCUCUGAAGCCGCGCCAGGCGUCGACAUCUACGAAACAUGGUGGAUACGCCAGCGACUCUAGCCGCGAACUC